AUGCCUGAAGUCAUGAUAGGAGGUAUACCUGUAGAUUUUCCAUUUGAACCUUAUGAUGUACAAAAAGCAUAUAUGGAAAAAGUAGUGGAGAGUCUUCAAAACAACACACAUGCUUUGCUCGAGUCACCUACAGGAACAGGAAAAACUUUGAGUUUAUUAUGUUCAACAUUGGCAUGGUUGCUGGUGAAGAAAGCCCAGUUGCAAAUGAACGCACAGGUAGGAGUUUUUUCUGAACAUGCAAGCGGAUCUUUACGUGAUUCACUAAAAUCAGGAGCCGGCAAAGGGAAGGGCAAUAUUUCCUGGGGUAUGCCUAAAAUAAUUUAUUCUUCAAGAACACAUUCUCAGCUCACCCAGGCUAUGCAAGAGUUAAAAAGAACAAGCUAUAGACAUGUCAGGGCAACUGUUUUAGGCUCCAGAGAUCAAAUGUGUAUUCAUCCAGAAGUUUCAAAAGAAAGUAAUAAUAUGAAUAAAAUAAAUAUGUGUCAGCUCAAGGUAAAAUCUAAAACUUGUUACUUUUAUAACAAUGUUGAUACCAAAAAAGAUGACAGAUCUGUUAAAGGAAAUGAAAUAUUAGACAUUGAAGAUUUAGUUACUGUAGGUAAAAAGCUCAAGUGCUGCCCAUAUUAUUUAUCAAAAGAAUUGAAACAAGAUGCUGAUAUUAUUUUUAUGCCUUAUAAUUACCUAUUAGAUCCAAAGUCGAGAAAAGCGAAUGGUGUAGAUUUAAUGAAUAAUGUAGUAAUACUCGACGAAGCACAUAAUGUUGAGAAAAUGUGUGAGGAGUCUGCCUCCCUCCAAAUAAGAAGUACAGAUAUUGCAAUAUGUAUUGAAGAAAUAACUUAUGUAAUGAGGUCUUUUAGUGAAAACAGUGAAGAACAGCUGGAUUCUACUUUGGAUAAUAGUCAACCAAAAGAUUUUACUUGUGAUGACUUAUGUGUUUUAAAAGAAAUAAUGUUGGCAUUAGAAAAAGCUGUUGAUGAAAUAAAAGUAAGCAGUGAGGGUGCUACUUUCCCUGGGGGAUUUAUAUUUGAACUGCUUUCACAGGCUGAAAUAAGAGAUCAUAACCAGAUGGCUAUUAUAACAUUAAUGAGUAAUCUUAUAACAUAUUUAUCUACAGCUAGUGCAUCUCCUUUUCAGCGUAAAGGUGUGGGAUUACAGAAAAUUGUUGAUUUACUCAAUGUUGUGUUUAGUGGUACAACUCAUACUUAUAAGGAACGAGUGAAAAUGUGCUAUAAAGUUCAUGUACACUUAGAGGAUAAGAAAGUCAAAAAGAACUCUGAUGGUUGGGGUGCUCUCAAAGCUGUAAGUUCAAAAUCUGCAGAAAGGGUUCUUAGCUAUUGGUGUUUUAGCCCAGGGUUUGGUAUGAAACAACUUUUGGACCAACAAGUCAAAACUAUUAUAUUAACCAGUGGCACAUUAGCUCCAUUAAAGCCACUUAUAUCAGAACUUGGUAUUCCAAUUGAUGUGCAAUUAGAAAAUCCACAUAUUGUUAAGGGUAACCAGAUAUGUGUAAAAAUAAUAAGCCAAGGUCCAGAUAAUACACCAUUGAAUUCUAACUAUCAAAAUAGAGAUAAUCCAGUAUACAUUUCAUCAUUAGGCAGAACUAUAUUAAGUUUUUGCAGGGUUGUUCCUGAUGGACUAUUAGUGUUUUUUCCAUCAUAUCCUAUAAUGAAUAAGUGCCAAGAAGCAUGGCAGGCAGAUGGCAUUUGGUCUAAUAUAAGUAAUAUCAAACCAAUAUUUGUGGAACCACAGAGAAAAGACACGUUUAAUUCUAUAAUAAAUGAUUUUUAUAGUAAAAUUUGUGAUCCAAGUACCAAAGGUGCUUGUUUUAUGGCAGUAUGCAGAGGAAAAGUUUCAGAAGGUUUAGAUUUUGCUGAUAUGAAUGGUAGAGCUGUGAUUAUUACCGGUUUGCCGUUUCCACCUUUGAAAGAUCCAAGAAUAGUUUUAAAAAAGAAAUACUUAGAGGAGCUGAGAGUAAACAAUAAGGAGCUCUUGGCUGGAGAUGAAUGGUACUCAUUAGAAGCUACAAGAGCGGUUAAUCAAGCUAUAGGAAGAGUUAUCAGACAUAAAAAUGACUAUGGAGCAAUACUUCUUUGCGAUAGUAGAUUCAAUAGUCCUAAAUUGAAAUCUCAAUUAUCUGCAUGGUUGAGAGAUCACAUUAAUGUUUCUACUAGAUUUGGAGAGACAGUCAGUGAAAUAUGUAGAUUCUUUAAGUCUGCUGAAGCAUCCUUGCCUUCCCCAAAACUUAAACCAUUACUUCCUUAUGAAUCUAAUAAUUCUGUAAAAGAUCAUGAGCUUAACAAAAUAGGGGGAGUGUCAUUUCCUAUAACUAGUACAAGACUUAUAAACAAGACUGCAACUCAAAGAUCUGUUAGCCAGUAUCCAAAUUCUAAUGAGGUUUAUGCUGACUUCUCAAUGGAUUUUUAUAAGAAUGUUCAGUCCUCAAGCUAUGUUAAUGAAUUUAAACCAAAACAAGCAAAGGACCUUUUUAAUGUUUUAGAUAACAGUAAAGAUUUAACACAAGAUAUAACUCAGUCUUUAGUGUCAAUACAUAAGAGAGAAGCAGAGGCAACUGUUACUUCUGUAGCCAAGAGAAAAAAGUUGAAAAUUAAACCAUUUGGUUUUGAAGAAACAUUGAAAACUGAAGAAAAACCAAGUAGUAUACCUGAUAAAGUUGCUCCAGUUUCUCUUGUAGAUUUUGUAAAGGAAAUUAAAGUAUUGUUACUGCCUGAUCAGUAUAAGCAGUUUCAAACCUCAAUAUCAUGUUACAGGAAAGAUGGAGAUUAUCAAAUUUUUAUACAAUCUCUGAAGGGUUUAUUAGAGAAUAAGAAAACAUUAUAUUUAUUUAAAGGCAUGAAAAGGUUUUUAAAAGAAGAACACAAGCAAUGUUUUCAGGAAUACUGUGAUAAUAUUUCAUUUGAUAGUUAA
Messenger RNA from Diatraea saccharalis (sugarcane borer), 2925 nucleotides. The record is from the annotation of a GenBank genome assembly. NCBI's taxonomy places the organism in Eukaryota, Metazoa, Arthropoda, Insecta, Lepidoptera, Crambidae.